AUGUUCAGGGACCAGCGAGCCUGGUUCUGUCGGAGCGUGGGCAAGGAUCUGCAGGAACUCUGGGUGGCCCAUGGCGGAGUAAUAUGCAACCCUCGCGAGGCCGACUUCCUGUUCAGCUGUGACGCUUCGCACCCAGACACGAUGAGAAUAUAUCAAAGCUUUGAUUACAUGGAAGAUAAUGCUACCGUGUUUCAUGCUUAUUAUCUCUCAGCAGUAGCCAAAGCUGAUAUGAAAAAAACAGUACCUUUGGGUCACUACGUCCUUCCACCUACCUGCCUACAGAAAGAAAUAAGAAAAAAAAUUGGUAGUUUUAUUUGGGAGCAGAGCAAUCAUGUAAUGACAGAGAAGCAUGAUGAGGUAAUGCAGAAGCACAGGGAAAGUACUAAAUUAUUGACAGAGCCUAAAAUGGAUCCAUCUAUAAGCACAAAAAAGCAUUUCUCAAGGACUCCGGUUACAGGAAAGCAACUAUUUUAUCCUCUUCACAAUUAUCCAGUGAAUAACAUGGUAACAGGUUAUGUCUCUAUUGAUACCAUGAAGAAAUUCCUUGGGGAACUACAUGACUUCAUUCCUGGAAGCUCAGGAUACUUGGCAUAUCAUGUUCAGAAAGAAAUCAAUGUCUUUUCUGCUGUAAAAAAUAAAUUGAAGAGAAAAUGUUAA
Gracilinanus agilis (Agile Gracile Mouse Opossum) is the source of this 657-nucleotide messenger RNA. RefSeq names its product telomere repeat binding bouquet formation protein 2 (gene TERB2). The record is from RefSeq and is a predicted model, not a curated record. Gene Ontology annotation, cellular component: nuclear inner membrane. The transcript is spliced from 7 exons. Lineage: Eukaryota; Metazoa; Chordata; Mammalia; Didelphimorphia; Didelphidae. Gene Ontology annotation, biological process: homologous chromosome pairing at meiosis; meiotic attachment of telomere to nuclear envelope. Bases 1 to 657 code for a protein of 218 amino acids.